AUGGGUCUCUGCAAAGACUAUGUGACAGAAAAGUUAUUUAAUGCCAUGCAAUACGAUAUAAUUCCGAUUGUAUUUGGUUCGGCUAACUAUACGGCAAUAUUGCCCCCAAACUCAUACAUAGAUGCCCUUCAAUUCCCAACUGUACCGACACUUGUCGAUCAUUUGAUGGAAGUGUCCAGCAAUGAGAUACUUUAUAAGUCAUAUUUUCAAUGGAAAAACAAUUUCUGUGUUAAUUCAAUACACUAUUUGUGUUCACUUUGUAAACAUCUCAAUGAGAAUGCAUUACAAACGGGAGUCAUUACAACAAAUAGGGAUAUUAUAAAGUGGUGGGUCAGGGAUGCCAAAUGCAAAACCAUUAAGUCGAAAACAAACAAUUGGUUUACAAACAAAUUAUAG
Molecule: messenger RNA, 396 nt
Organism: Medioppia subpectinata
Lineage: Eukaryota; Metazoa; Arthropoda; Arachnida; Sarcoptiformes; Oppiidae
Source: the annotation of a GenBank genome assembly